Messenger RNA from Entrophospora candida, 2487 nucleotides. NCBI's taxonomy places the organism in Eukaryota, Fungi, Glomeromycota, Glomeromycetes, Entrophosporales, Entrophosporaceae. The record is from the annotation of a GenBank genome assembly.
AUGUCUAGCUCAUUAUUAUCUUUUGAAAUUUUCACCCCAUUAUAUAACCUUUUGAAGGCGUCUCCCUUGGAUAAAAUAACCAUUUCGAAUAUAAUCACACAACAAUGGAAUUGUUUCAAAGUUCAAACAGAAGAAGAAGAUAUCGAAUGCCUCAUGAAAAUCCUAAAAGAAAUGGACAAUGAAAAUAUCAAUGAAGAAUGUAGGGGGUAUCUUAAAUCGUUACAAAAUAAUGAUCAGAUGCGAUUUAUUAGAACCGAGUUAGUAUCAUUAAAAGAUAUGGGGUUUUUACGAGGAAAAUUUGAAGAAGAUGUGAAUUGGAAAGCUUUAGCCUUAAAUAGUAUAUCGCUAUUGAAAGAUAAAAUCAAGAAGGGAGAAAUGUCAGCACAUGAACAUAUUUUCACAAGAGUAAGCAAUAUAGAUGUAGAUAAUUUAUCAAAUGAUGAUCCAUUAUGUAUUGGAAUCAUCGAUCUUAGUUCAGAUAAAUAUAAUAUUGCAGAAAGUGAUUUCAAAUCCCUCGUUGGAGAGAAGGCUAACAUAAGAAAUCUAAGUAAAGAUAUUGCUGUAAAGAAUAUUUGCUAUGAUUUUAUAUCAAAGAGAAACGAGGUGCAUAAAUGGCAGAAAUUUGUACUGUCUUCAAGAGAAGUUGUAACGCAUGAUCAAUGGGUUGAAGAUGAUUACACUAGGAAACAUAUAACAAGUGAAAUUACUAACGUUCUUUUACAGGAAAUUAAGUUGGAUACGCUUCAAAGAGUUUCUAGGGGUUCAGAAAAUACAUUAGUGGAGAUCAUUGCUUGUUUAAUAGAUACGGCUAUGUAUCAUUUACCUGUGGAUUUUGAGGUUGAAGUUACCAGGUCUGAACGACAAAGUAUAGCCAGUAAAAACCGGAAAGUUCAGCAAAGAAGCGGAUCGAGAGGUGAUAAACCUGAUAUUAUGAUUCAUGCUUAUCUUCGUCAGAAAUGGGAAGAAAUUGUAUUCUUUGAAAGUGGAAAAUGGGAUUCCAAUGAUGACAAGAUUAAUCAUGAUCAUAAUAAAUUGGUGCAACUCUAUUUAGAUGGAUCUAAGGAACUUGUAAAGAGAUGCACAAAAGAAGCUUUUUAUAGAAAUUAUAUAGGAUUCUGCGUCAAUAUCGCAGAAGAACAGAUUUCCAAGCUUGUAGCUGAGAAUAAUAUACUUAGGCAGGAAAAUACCGAAAUCAAGUCUGAGAACGUAAAAUUAAAACAAGCUUUGGAAGAACAUGAAUCCAGAUUUAAAAAACUGGAGCAGAAUGAUAAAAAUACUACUACUGAAAAUGCUGAACUUAAAGCUAGAGUUGCGAAAUUGGAGCAGAGGCAGUUGCAAAACGAUGAAAAGAAUGAUUUUAUUGCUAAAUCAGAUGGUGAUAUUAGGGAAAUCAAGCAACAUUUAGUCUGCGAAACAGGGUGCUUUGCACCUAAUAUCACAUCUACCAAAACAGAAAAUUCUAACAAUACUCAUGAUACUCCUGCAUCUGAUAUAACUGAUAAAGCUUUAGGUUCUGAUGCAUGCCAGGAGACGAAGACUAAAUCAUCAGAGGACAAGCUGAGGGAUCAAGAGUUGCUCUCAACUCCCAAGAAUACUAUUCCUAAUAUUUAUCAGAUUUCUGAAUCUAAAUCGUCUAUUAUCUCUUCAUCCAAUCAGGAACAAAGUGCUAUUUCUUCCGAAAUAAAAAUUCCCUAUAAUCAAAAAGUAGAACAAGGUUUAAUGCAUGAAUUAUCUGAAUUUAUUGAUGAGAAGAGCCUUUCAAAUUCUAUAUCUGAUAAACGAAUUACUGAAAAUAUGCUAGAUGAAAAUGAUCUAGUUCUGGGUUCUGCAUCAUAUUUAGCUCAUUUAUUUGACAAGGCUAAAAAAACCGGUCAGAAAGAAAUUUUGUGUUGGUAUUAUUAUUGUGAGGAAUUUGAAAAGAAGGUCAGAGAUAUUAGCUCAAAAAAUGAAAUUAACGAUCAAAUGGCAAGAACACAGAUUUACAAUGAAAUGGAACCAUAUCUUCCUGGUAUCAAGAGAGAGUAUUUACGUAAGAAGACUCAAAAGGCUAGAAAUAUUUAUACAUUGUUUAAAGAAAUAGGAAUAGAUAAAAUCAAGCAAAUUACAUAUAGCGCUGAUGCUAUUUCUAGUUUAACAGGUGUUCAAAUCCAAAAUAUUAUAAAUCGUUUUCCAAAAAAGAAUGCACACGUGAUUGAACCAUCUAUCUCAAAUGAUUCAGAAAAAUUACUAGAAACUGAGGUAAGUGCAUCGUCUAAUCCAACUCGUGAUUGUGCUUAUUUCCGUAAUAAAACAUUAAAACAAUAUCCUAAUUUAUGUCAAGAAGGUAGUGAUGGAAACAAUGAUUAUUAUGGGAUUACAGAUGAAUCUUUAUGCCCUAUAUGCAAGUCAGAUCAUUAUGAGGAUAAAGGUAUAGAAGGCAGAUAUAAAUGUGGAUCCUAUUUUAUUAAAUGUGAACAGCGUGGAAUUAAAAUCGAGAUAACAGCAUAA